Molecule: messenger RNA, 5416 nt
Organism: Eleginops maclovinus (Patagonian blennie)
Lineage: Eukaryota; Metazoa; Chordata; Actinopteri; Perciformes; Eleginopidae
Gene: mib2
Product: MIB E3 ubiquitin protein ligase 2
Biological process (GO): protein ubiquitination
Cellular component (GO): cytoplasm
Molecular function (GO): zinc ion binding; ubiquitin-protein transferase activity; protein binding
Source: RefSeq, a predicted model, not a curated record
AUGUUCAAAAGUGGAUUUAAGAUCAUGGGGUUCACCCCUGAGCUGUUCCCAGACACGCCCCUGGUGCCGUCCCUGCCGGCAAUAUCGUCGGCACGAGCCGGCCCCGCCCCUCAGAAGCAGCGGAGGCGCAGCAGCAGCGGGGGCGAAAGCGCUGCCAGGCCCCGGCCGUCGCGCACAGCCCCCAGGCCGGGCCCGAGCAGAGGCAGCAUGGAGGUGGGCAUGCGUGUGGUGCGUGGCCUGGACUGGAAAUGGGGUAACCAGGACGACGCCGAGGGCCACGUAGGCACCGUGGUGGAGAUCGGGCGGCAGGGCAGCACUACUACUCCAGACAAGACGGUGGUGGUGCAGUGGGACAGUGGCACAAGAACCAACUACCGCACUGGCUACCAGGGCUCUUACGACCUGCUGCUUUAUGACAACGCUCAGAUCGGCGUGCGUCACUCCAAUAUCAUCUGUGACAGCUGCAAGAAGCACGGCAUCAUGGGAAUGCGAUGGAAGUGCAAGGUGUGCUUCGACUAUGACCUGUGCACCCAGUGUUACAUGAACAACAAGCACGACCUGAGCCACGCUUUCGAGCGCUACGAGACAGCGCAGUCCCAGCCAGUGUGCUUGGCACCGAGGCAGAACCUCCCGCGGAUCAUCCUCAAAGGAAUCUUCCAGGGGGUUAAAGUGGUUCGUGGACCUGACUGGGAUUGGGGCAACCAAGACGGCGGGGAGGGUAAGGUUGGGAAGGUAGUGGACAUUCGCGGCUGGGACACGGAGUCUGGUCGCAGUGUGGCCAGCGUCACCUGGUCUAAUGGCACCACCAAUGUUUACCGAAUGGGCCACAAAGGAAAGGUGGACCUCAAAUACGUGUCUGACGUUCAAGGAGGCUUCUAUUACAAAGAACACCUACCGAGGCUCGGAGAGCACGCAGAGCUGCAGCGCCAGGAGAGCGCUGACUGCCACUCCUUCCAGCAGGGCGACAAGGUCAAAUGUCUCCUUGAGAUGGAGAUCCUACGACAGAUGCAGGAGGGCCACGGAGGGUGGAACCCCAAAAUGGCAGAGUACAUUUGCCGGAUCGGGACUGUUCACAGAAUCACUGACAGAGGCGAUGUCAGAGUCCAGUACAGCAACAACAUCCGCUGGACUUUCCAUCCUGGGGCCCUCACCAAGGUGAACACUUUUGGAGUUGGCGAACUAGUAAAAGUAUUGGAGGACAUCGACAGUGUGAAGAGACUACAGGCUGGCCAUGGAGAGUGGACAGACAGCAUGGCUCCUGUGCUCGGCCAGGCCGGAAAGGUGUUGAAAGUAUAUGCGGAUGGUGACCUUCGGGUGGCAUUCGGAGCCCAGACGUGGACUUUCAACCCAGCGUGCCUCACGGCCCAGUCCGUGGAGGUGGACGCCAACCUCAUGACGGCCGAGAACCCCAACGAAUCUGGAAGUACAGUCAUCUCGGUGUUGGAAAAGCUGCUCUCACAGUCCACAGAGCAGGACAACCCCAGCCGGCUGGUUAUCGAGGCAGCGCACGGCAGUGCCAACAAAGUGCGGGAGUUGGUUCAGAAGUAUCCCGACAAGGUCGAUAUAAAGAACCAGGGCAAGACUGCACUGCAGGUGGCUUCUCACCAAGGCCACAUGGAGGUGGUGAAGGCCCUGCUGCAGGCCAACAGCUCCAUCGAGGUUAAGGACGAAGAUGGAGACACAGCAUUGCACUACACCGCCUUCGGUAACCAAGCAGAUAUCACCCGGCUGCUGUUGAGCAAGGGGGCAAAUGUCAACCUCCUGAACAACUCCAUGUGCACGGCACUUCACAUAGCUGUCAACAAGGGCUUCACGGACGUGGUGCGAGUGCUGACCGAACACUCUGCUGACGUCAAUCUCCAGGAUUCAUAUGGGGACACACCGCUUCACGACGCAAUCGCUAAAGAUUUCCGCAAUAUCAUCGAGAUCCUGGUCUUGGUGCCCAACAUCGACUUUACACAGCAGAACCAUCGAGGCUUCAAUCUGCUGCACCACGCUGCCCUCAAAGGAAACAAACUGUCCACAGAGAAGAUCCUGGGCAGGGCGCGGCAGCUCGUGGACGUCAAGAAGGACGACGGCUUCUCUGCGCUGCAUCUGGCAUCCCUCAACAACCACCGAGACGUCGCCGAGAUCCUGGUCAAGGAGGGACGCUGCGACAUCAACAUCCGUAACAACCGGAACCAGACGGCGCUGCAGCUGGCGGUGACGCAGGGCCACACCGACCUGGUGCAGCUGCUGGUGUCCGAGGGCGCCGACGUCAACAUGGAAGACGAGGACGGAGACACGGCCAUGCACGUCGCCCUGCUCCGUCCGCAGCUGGCCAACGUGAUGCUCAGCCCCCCCGUGGGAACCAGCAGCACUGAAGACCCAAGCGAAGGAUGCUCCUCCACAUCGCUCUACUGCAGGCUGAGCGCUUCAGGUCUUCUGGGGAAUACCGAGCUGAGUGUUGGCGCAGCUCUCGCUUGUUUUUUGGCGCAGGAAGGGGCUGACAUCAACUACGCCAACCACAAGGGAAAGAGUCCCUUGGACCUGGUGGCAGACAGCACCAUGAUGCAGCUCAUCAAGAGCUUCUCUGAGAAACACAGGUUGCAGCGUCUGCAGGCCAUCACAUGUGGCCAGGGUCUGAGCAGCGCCAGCCUGCGGCGGGUCCACACUACGCCCAACACCAUGACCAACCUGGUUCUUCCCACCCCACCGGGGCCCAGUGAAUGCCUGAUCUGCUCCGAGCUGGCUCUGCUGGUUCUCUUCUGCCCCUGCCAGCACAGCGUGGCAUGUGAAGAGUGCGCCCAUCGAAUGAAGAAAUGCAUCAAAUGCCAAGUCACAAUCACCAAAAAAAUUAGACAAGACCAAACGGAGGUGGACUGCAGCCCCGGCACCGAGAACUCGGAGCAGCACAACCUGCUGGAGCAGCUGCAGUCCCGCUACCGGCAGAUGGAGGAGCGCAUCACCUGCCCCAUCUGCAUCGACAACCACAUCAAGCUGGUCUUCCAGUGCGGACACGCCUCCUGCAUCGACUGCAGCGCCGCGCUCAAGACCUGCCCAAUCUGCCGACAGACCAUCCGCGAGCGCAUCCAGCUGUUCGUUUGACCUCCUCCCUCCUCUCGGCGCGUAACGAACCAUAGAGGGGUGGGGCUGGAGAGAGUGGGAAACCAGUGACCUGUAUCUGCUUGUCGCACCCUCCUGCUCAUACCCAACCCCUCCCCGCCCUGAUUGAACACUUACUCAGCCUGUAGGUUGCUUCAUCAUAAGAGACACUGCUGAGAGUCCGCUCUUUGUUACACUCUGAGUAAUUUCCCUCUCAGAUCAUUUUCGGUGUCAGAACUGAUUGUUCCGCCAAAACCCGACGGGAAGCAGACGUCACGAGGCCAUGCUGCCAAUUUUCUGUAAUUUGAUUGGUAAGCCGUGAGAUAAAUGUCCCCCCCCCUCCUUUACCUCUUCUUCUCCCCGCCCUGUCUCCACCUCCUGUAAUCUGUCCUAUCUUUGCUGCUUUAAGUGGAUGUCUGUUACCCAUCAUCCUCUCUGGCUGUCUGGCCUCCCUUUUUGUUUACAAGGCUGCGCUGACUCAGUCCCCUUCUCCUCGUGAAUUAUGUUUGCUCUCAUUUGUACCAUCUCUUAAUAAUCAGUGUUAGUCUCUGCAGAGGGAGUUGGUAUAACUAAAGGCUCUCUAUAUAGUCCCCCGACCACUCGCCUGUAUGCAAGGGGAAAUACACACUAUAUAUGCAUGAAUAUAUGCAUAUUGUAAAGCUGAAAAUGACCGUGUCGUCAUGGGUGAUUUGUCGUCGUCGUAGCUUUUAUUUCUCUCUGGUUACAUUUGUGGUUUUUAAUGUACUGAUCAGUACAGGCUUUUAUUUAUGUGUGAAAGGUGGUAUUUCUUAGUAAUGUCCUUUUCUUUUCAGUCGGUGUUUGCUUGGAAACAUUUUCUUUAUCUUUUGGUUUCUACUGAUCUUCACCCCAAGCCUAGUCCUUUACUCAGGGUAUCAAAUCAUUGAAAGCACUUGUGAUAUCCAUAACAGGUCAAAGAGCCCCCCUCCCCCGCCCCCCCUAACCCACACACACAUUGUUACAGAGUUACAGUUUAUCAGAUCAUUUCAGUGGAGGGUCACUGAAAGAAAUGGGUCAUUAAUAAAACCAACACAAGUUGAUGCACAGUGAUUCCAAAAUCACUAAAGCAUCAAUUUCUUUCUCAUUAGUAAAAUGAAUGUUUGCAGAACGGCAACAAUAUUCUUCACUUAGAAAAAAAGUUCUUGAAGCUUCCCGGUCAGCUUUAGGCAUUGUGUUUGUGUCUGUUAUCUGACUGGUGCAGUUACUCUGUUCAGUUAUUUAUCCACCACAGGUAAGAUUAGAAUCCGACGGGCGAAACAUUGUUGUGUUGCACCUCGAGUCCCACGUCUUCCCUCCCCACAGAGUCAUUUGAGCAGAAACCCCUCUCUUUCUCCUCUGGAGUUUUGGAUUGUACAUCCCCUUCAUCCUUUCUAAUGUUUUGGUGUGUUUUCUUGAAGGGCUUAUGCAUAUAAGAAAAAAAAAUCGUAUCUAUUUUAAUCGUUAUUUAAUUUUUAUUUUCUAUAUUAAACUUCCGGAGACAGAACGUUUUUUUGUCUUUAUUAGAUCCCACAUUUUUGGGAGAGCCAAUGUUAAAGAUGUACAUUUGAAUGUCGGGGAAGAAAAAUGUAUUCUGUCUCACUCUGCCUUUUUUUAUGUGUAAAGAAAAAAAGAGUCGGAGGGACGCCACAAGUUUUACUUUGAGGAAAGAACUUUUACAUCUGUGCCAAAUCGCAUGAGGAUGUGCAUGGGCAUGCACGCCCGAAUUUAUCUAGACGCACUAUGCUAAACGCCUCCGAACUCAAGGGAGGGUUCAAUUAUUCCAGCAGUGUAAAGUAAACCUAAGGCAAACAAUUAUAUUUAAUUUAAUUCAAAAUAAAAGGAGUUGCUCACUGGUGUUAGAGCUAACGGUGUUAACAUACUGACUUUAGCCGUCGUGUCCUCAUGUUCUCAAUGACGUGUGAUGCUCACCUCUAAAAUAUCAACAGUCCCAUAUUUUUUGGAGCUUUCUACAAGUAAAUAUAUUUAUAUUUUGUGAGACAUUAUCAAUCAACGGGACAAGUUUCAAACGGAAAUUGCGAAAUUUUAAGGAUUGUCCAUUGGUGUUCUAAGUUGAUGGAUUUACACGCAAAGGCAAUAAUGUUUGAGAAACGUGAUGUUUGAGUUCUUUCUUUUUCUCCCCCUUAAGGAGGUCGCUGUGAGGGCGGAAAUCCAUUUCUGUAUAAAACACUAUCAAAUGUUACUAUUGGUGUUUGUACAGUUCAGCUCUUGGAGUUCUGAUGUUGGCCUUACUGUCCGUUCCUCCUCUGUUGAUGUUUUUUCAGUUGUAUUCUGUACAAAAAUAUUUUGCAAUAAAUAUGGAACUGUUUUCUAAGGA